Molecule: messenger RNA, 1302 nt
Organism: Alternaria triticimaculans
Lineage: Eukaryota; Fungi; Ascomycota; Dothideomycetes; Pleosporales; Pleosporaceae
Exons: 4
Coding region: 1-1302 (433 amino acids)
Biological process (GO): polyketide metabolic process
Source: RefSeq, a predicted model, not a curated record
AUGGGUGGCGCGCCCGUUACCCCACCAUCGUCAUCGUCGGCACAGGCUCCACCACUGCAGCCUCAGAUCAUAACAUCGGAUAUCACACUCCAGGCGCCGCUUUCGAGGCGAGGGAAGGGGCCGGGGUUGGUUCUCGUGUUGAACCAUUAUGCGGCGAGGGAAGCGAAGGAGGGGUGUUUGGAUCCGCCGCCGCUGAAGAAGUGGGCGGAGGAGGGGUUCGCGGUUGUGCAGCUGCUGGUACCUGGCAAAGUCGAUGGCGAAUUUCCUCUCCAGAAGGCCUUGGACGUAUUGAGAGAUUGUGAGCAAUGCGAGUUCGGCAACGGUGUUGGACUGAUAUCAUAUCUAUCAAGGAUUCCCUACUAUCUCGAAGAAGCUGCCUGUCAGAACCCCGCGAUCAAGGCCCUUAUCUCUUACGGCGGCAAAAGCCUUUCCACACUGAGCUCGACAGCACUGCCACCUCAACUAAUACACGUCGCGGGGCUGCCAGACCCUCAUCGCCCCGAAUCAUGUUCAUUGGUCCCAGAAUCAUCCUCGGAGAAAGCAUUGCCACUUCCGGAGAACAUUAUCAAGACAUACCGGUACGAGGAUGCGACAAAAGACUCUGAAUGGGUGCUUCCAAGCGACGAGCACUACCACAAGCGCAGCGCGGGCAUUGCGCAUACGAGGAGUCUGACUUUCUUGAAGCCGCUGCUUGGCGGCCCUUUCUUCGACCUGGAGGCCGUGUGGGAAGAGCAUACCAAGUUCGAGUUCGGCGAGAGGGAUGUGGAGAAGACGAUGGCUACGAUGGUGGAUCAGCCAUAUGUCAACCACAUUCCGACUAUGACCGGAGGCGUAGGUCAAGAGCGACUCACAGCAUUCUACACGCACCACUUCGUCUUCAGCAAUCCGCCCGACACCGCCCUCGCCCUCGUCUCCCGAACCGUAGGCAUCGACCGUGUGAUCGACGAGUUCGUAUUCACCCUUACCCACAACAAAGAAGUUCCCUGGCUACUCCCUGGAAUCCCUCCCACCGGAAAGCCUCUAGCCAUUCCGUUCACCAGUGUCGUUGCUAUGCGCGGUGAUCGACUGUGUCAUGAACACAUCAGCUGGGACCAUGCGACGGCGCUGAAACAAUUGGGGUUGCUUCCGGAGUACGUGCCUUUUCCGUACAAGAUCGAGGGCGCAGCGCCGCCGGAAGGGAAGAGAUUCGAAGUCAGACUGCCAGUCGUGGAUAUGGAGGGGAGUAGGAAGUUGGUGGAUGAGAGUUGUGAAGAGAGUAAUGCGUUGAUGAGUGGACGGUGGCGGAUGGUUGACGAUGUAUGA